CCCAGACAGCUGAUUGAUAGUGUGGCAGAGAUAUGAUGUCCGGAUGUAUAACUUCAUAGCUCUGGCUUCUUAUCACCGCCAGGUUUCUGAUGAUCACCUCCCCCAAGCAUGCCAGAAAUCCAACUCAGGCCCGGAAUCUGCAUGGGAGCAGCAGGAGGAUAUUCCUUGCUGCCGAUCUUGGUUUUGGGAGUACAAGUACACCAUUCAGCCUGUGGCACUCCGUCGAAGACUUGUUGAACGUGGUUACCACACCCACGCCAGGACUUCUUCGCUAUAUAGGCGUCAAUUCAUAUCUCACAAACUCAAUCGACGUGGAGGAAUGACAGAACUCACAGCAUGUUGGGCAAGUCGCACCAAAGCACAUCGAGUCAGGUUGUUCUCGUUCAGAUGUGAUGGUGAGUGGCUAAUUAUUGGGCCACCUGUGAGCAGGUGAAGUCAGGUAUUGUUGGUGUGAAUGCUCGACGAAUGAGUUCUUUUAGGCCUUUACGGUGCAGAGUUUUCCUCUGAAGGUUUCCAUAGAUUUAUAUAUCGAUGUCAUCGGACCCAUUACGUAGGUUGGAAGCCGAAUUAUAAAAGAUGAAGCCAUGGUCGCUGAAUUAAUUAAUCGCCG
This is a messenger RNA of Fusarium verticillioides 7600, 610 nucleotides long. RefSeq lists its product as hypothetical. The coding region runs from base 44 to 433 and encodes 129 amino acids. The record is from RefSeq and is a predicted model, not a curated record. The transcript has a single exon. Lineage: Eukaryota; Fungi; Ascomycota; Sordariomycetes; Hypocreales; Nectriaceae.